AUGGCUCUGUUUCACGCUACCUGCUGCGCUCUCGCGCUAGCGCUCACCACGGUGCUCCUCUUUGUGCCGCGUUCAGCGCUGGCGGACGUGUACAACCACGAGCUGACGCCGCUGCAGAAGCACAUCGCCUUCUUCGACAGGGACAAGGACGGCGUCAUCUACCCCUCCGAGACCUACCAAGGGUUCCGCGCGAUCGGCUGCGGGGUGGGGCUCUCCGCCUUCAGCGCCGUCUUCAUCCACGGCUUGCUCGGCCCCCGGACUGUACCGGAGAACAUGAAGGCUCCAGCUUUCAAGUUCCCCAUCUACGUUAAGUGCAUCCACAAGGGCAAGCAUGGGAGCGAUUCCGGCGUGUACGAUGCUCAAGGAAGGUUCGUUCCUGAAAAGUUUGAGGGCAUAUUCAAGAAGCAUGCCCACACCAGGCCUGAUGCCCUAACAGGCAAAGAGCUGAAUGAAAUGCUUCAAGAAAACAGGGAGCCUAAUGACAUAAGAGGACGGGUGGGUGGCUACACAGAGUGGAAACUUCUCUACUCGCUGUGCAAAGACAAGGAUGGGUUUCUUCACAAGGAGACUGUUAGGGCAGUCUAUGACGGCAGCCUGUUUGAGAAGAUGGAGCGGGAGAGGAAGGAAGUUAGGGAAUCUGCGAAGAAGAAAUAA
Molecule: messenger RNA, 654 nt
Organism: Lolium rigidum
Lineage: Eukaryota; Viridiplantae; Streptophyta; Magnoliopsida; Poales; Poaceae
Product: probable peroxygenase 5
Exons: 5
Coding region: 1-654 (217 amino acids)
Molecular function (GO): calcium ion binding; monooxygenase activity
Source: RefSeq, a predicted model, not a curated record